Molecule: messenger RNA, 1531 nt
Organism: Parnassius mnemosyne (clouded apollo)
Lineage: Eukaryota; Metazoa; Arthropoda; Insecta; Lepidoptera; Papilionidae
Source: the annotation of a GenBank genome assembly
GACACUUGUGUCCACAGUUGCCGGCGUCGCUGCAGCAUGAACGCGCUUUGGAUUUUUGCGAUUGCUGUUGGAGUUGUAGCGGGGGAUGUCGGUCUCGGGUACCAUUAUAAGGUACCUCAGACCUCGUACGGUGUACCAGCGUACCAAAGCAGCACGGCCAGCUCUAUCUAUAACAGUGGCCUAACUGGAAACACGAACAAUAACAACUAUAAUAACCAACACUCGGGUAGCAUUGGAACUGGUUCCAACUACUACACCGGAUAUAACACUCACGGUGGGUUGAGCUCAACGAGCGGGCAAAACACCGGUUACACAGGAUUCCAAACUGUUGCAAGCUCGGCUGCAACCGUACCUGACAACACCUACUACCAAUACACCAAUUUUCUACAACCAAACUAUCAGACUAGUGGCGAUUAUUCUGCUUUCAAUCAGUACCAAACGUCGGGCCAAUACCAGUCAUCGGCUGUCGAGAAAUACCAGCAAUAUUACAACGUAAUUCAAGAGCAGCCAGCACAAGUGUUUAAGCAUUACUAUGUUCACGCCGCUCCCGAAGAACCUGAAACUCCUAAACCUCGCCAGCCCAUAGUUUUGCCACCAUCACAAAAACACUACAAAAUCAUCUUCAUUAAGGCACCAUCCACACCAGCGCAGCCUCCACAAAUCAUCCCAGUACCACAACAAAACGAAGAAAAGACUCUUGUCUACGUUCUUGUCAAGAAGCCCGAAGAGGCACAGAAAAUCGUCUUACCUAAACUUGAACAGAAGCCUCCAACGAAACCGGAAGUAUAUUUCAUUAAAUACAAUAACAAACAAGAUUCCCAGUCAGUUAUUAAUAACAUUGUAUCUGACUUAAAUAAAGGAAGUAAUGUGGGAUCUGGAUACUCAAGCUAUUCAGAUGGCUCUACAGUUUACACAACCUCAAACCAAGGAAGCAGUUCAUCAGGACCGACUUACGCAGAAAGUUUUAGUUUGUCUGGAAACAAAGGUUCAUCAUCGCUGGGUUCGUCCAAUGCAUUUGGAUCCUCCACUUUUGGUUCAGGUGGAUCAAGUAGUUCAAGCACACACAGUUCUGAAUCAAGCGGUACAAACAUUUUCGGAUCUGGUUCAUCAGGCUCAAGCACGUUUGGUUCUGAAUCUACCUCAAGCACAUUUGGCUCUGGACUAUCUGGAUCUAGUACAUUUGCAUCGGGCUCUACUGGGACCGGAAACCAUGGAUCCUCAACUGGAACCUCCUCUAGUAGUGCUUUUGGAUCAUCUUAUGAUGGUUCUAAGGGUCAAAGUGUGAGCAUUUCGACAAUUGACGGCGGAGUUACCGAUAAUGGGUACGACAGCUCCUCAGGAUUAUCUACUCUUUCUACCACCGCCAGCACUCUCACGGGCUACGAUGCAAAUGCAAUUUCAACUAGUCAGGGUAUUCCCCACGAGACUUAUGGACCACCUAAGUUCAAAGUACUUUAGAUUUAAGCCUAAAUAUAAUAUUCUGCGACUUUGGUAAUUUUAAAGUUUUAUUAAAUAAAUAUAAAUAAAUUAC